Messenger RNA from Jaculus jaculus (lesser Egyptian jerboa), 1292 nucleotides. RefSeq names its product zinc finger protein 621-like. Bases 102 to 1292 code for a protein of 396 amino acids. Gene Ontology annotation, biological process: regulation of transcription by RNA polymerase II. Gene Ontology annotation, molecular function: RNA polymerase II cis-regulatory region sequence-specific DNA binding; DNA-binding transcription factor activity, RNA polymerase II-specific. The record is from RefSeq and is a predicted model, not a curated record. Lineage: Eukaryota; Metazoa; Chordata; Mammalia; Rodentia; Dipodidae. The transcript is spliced from 4 exons.
GCGGGCGGGCGGAGGGGUCGGAAGGCCGAGCCGGCCGGGCCAGGGAGGACGCGUGAUGGGCCGGAGAGCCGAGGGCGACGGCGAAGCGCCCGGCCGCAGCCAUGCCCCGGGCCGCCGGGCCGCAGGAGCUGGUGACCUUUGAGGAUGUGGCCUUAUACUUCACCCAGAGUCAGUGGGACAGCCUGCAGCCUGAGCAGAGGGCUCUGUACAAGGACGUGAUGCUGGAGAACUAUGCACAUGUGGCUUCCCUGGUUACAUGUCCGUCCCACAAACCUGUUCUCGUCUCCCGGCUGGAGAGAGGUGAAGUGCCGUGGGCCGCAGAGUGCGUGAGCAGCGGCAGUCCUGGUGGUGAGUCCCAGGUGAAGGAUGAAGGGCCCGUCAUAAAGCAGGAAAUCUCCGCCGAGCCGGAGCCGUGCAGAAUUCCAGGUGGGACGGUCCUCGGAGAUGCUCCUCCGCACUUUGCAUCCGAAAGCCAGGCCGCGCAGCAAGCUGUCGGUGUGAACCCGAACCUGAUCCUCCGAGGAGGGAUGAAGUUCUACGAGUGCAAAGAAUGCGGGAAAAUCUUCCGGCACAACUCCAAGCUGAUCCGGCACCAGGUGAGCCACAGCCGGGAGAAGCCCUUCAAGUGCAAGGCGUGCGGCAAGGCCUUCAAGUCCAGCUACGACUGCGCCGUGCACGAGAAGAACCACACCGGAGAGGGCCCGUACGAGUGCCGGGAGUGCGGCAAGGCCCUGAGCUCCAGCACGGCCCUGGCGCAGCACCGCAUGAUCCACACCGGGGAGAAGCCGUACGCGUGCCGGGAGUGCGGCAAGGCCUUCCGGUGGAGUGCGGCUUUCCUGCAGCACCGCCGCCUGCACACCGGGGAGAAGGUCUUCCGGUGCCCGCAGUGCCGCAAAGCGUUCGGCUGCAGGUCGCUGCUCGAGGUGCAUCAGCGGGUGCACACCGGGGAGAAGCCGUUCCGGUGCGCCGAGUGUGGCAAAGCCUUCGCCCAGAAGGUCGCGUCCGUGCAGCACCAGAGGGUGCACACCGGCGAGAAGCCGUACCACUGCCGCGUGUGCGGGAAGGCCUUCCGCUGGUACGGGAGUUUUGUGCAGCACCGGAAGCUGCACCCGGGGGAGAAGCCGCUCCGCGCCCGCGCCCCGGGCCCCGCCCCCGCCGCGGCCGUGCUCGUCCCCGCCCCCUGGCCCCUGCUCGUGCUGCUGUCCCCGCCGGGGCUCCCUCCGCCCGCCCACGGCCUCGGUGUCCCGGUGAGCGCCCCCCCGGUCCUCUUAGUCCCCGCGCCGCCGCCCUGA